GCGGGGGAGGGACGAGAACUUUCCGCGGCCGCGGGCGGACUCUCCCCUCAUCCCGGAGCCGCCAGGCAGCCCGCGAUUGUCGCCGUCAGGCAGCGGGGAGACCGCCGACAUGACCCACUUCAACAAGGGCCCCUCCUACGGGCUCUCCGCCGAGGUCAAGAACAAGAUUGCCCUGAAAUAUGACCCCCAGAUUGAAGAAGAUCUGCGUAACUGGAUAGAAGAGGUUACAGGGCUGAGCAUUGGUGCAAACUUUCAACUGGGAUUAAAAGAUGGCAUAAUCUUAUGCGAGCUUAUAAAUAAGCUCCAGCCAGGAUCAGUGAAGAAAAUUAAUCAAUCAAAACUAAAUUGGCACCAGCUGGAGAACAUUGGGAAUUUUAUCAAAGCCAUCCAAGUCUAUGGCAUGAAGCCACAUGAUAUUUUUGAAGCAAAUGAUCUUUUUGAAAAUGGAAAUAUGACUCAAGUGCAGACAACUCUCGUGGCGCUAGCAGGUCUGGCAAAAACAAAAGGUUUUCAUACUACAAUUGAUCUUGGUGUCAAAUAUGCAGAGAAACAAGCACGAAGUUUUGAUGCAGGAAAACUAAAAGCUGGUCAAAGUGUAAUUGGCCUGCAAAUGGGCACCAACAAGUGUGCCAGUCAGGCAGGCAUGACUGCAUAUGGAACUAGAAGACACCUCUAUGAUCCAAAAAUGCAAACUGAUAAGCCAUUUGACCAGACGACAAUUAGCCUACAGAUGGGCACUAACAAAGGAGCCAGUCAGGCUGGUAUGCUGGCACCAGGUACCAGGAGAGACAUCUACGAUCAGAAGCACAUAUUACAACCAGUGGAUAACUCAACCAUUUCACUACAAAUGGGUACCAACAAAGUGGCUUCACAGAAAGGAAUGAGUGUGUAUGGGCUUGGACGACAAGUGUAUGACCCUAAGUACUGUGCUGCACCAACAGAACCUGUCAUCCAUAACGGCAGCCAAGGAACAGGAACUAAUGGGUCAGAAAUCAGCGAUAGCGAUUAUCAGGCAGAAUACCCGGAUGACUAUCACGGAGAGUACCAAGAUGACUAUCAAAGAGAUUACCAUGGUCAGUACAGUGACCAGGGCAUUGAUUAUUAGCUUUGCAUCAAAAGUCCAGUAUUAGUCCAUUAUUUUAUUCAGUAAGAACGAAACUAGCCUUGUGGAAUUGUUACCCGUCUUUCCUACACACUAUACUUAAUGUACCUAAAGAAAUAUUGCCUUACGUACAUUCCUUUUUCCUUUCUCUGCCCUUUCCCUGUCUAGUUGCCUUUAGUGCUGUAACAGUUGUAGUCUACAGCAUAAACAAUAACUGCAUAUGAAGUAAAAGGAAUACUGUGAAAGGGGGAGUGCUCUUGUACAGCCAGGUUGUCUGAUAUGGACCUAUGCAUUUUCACAAUCUCUACUUAAGCAGGUAUUUACAUACCACAUUAAGCCUUCAUUUUACAUACUUACAGCUCUUCUAUUUUCCAGAUGAGAUAAAAGAAUUUCAUGCUUAAAAGUUCAAUGCAGUCUUUGCCAAUUAAGUCUAAGACAUCGCAUUAGUGAUUUAAAUAUCAUUAUUAUGUUUUUAAAGUGUUGUUUGCUAAUGGUAAGUCCUGCAUUAGACAUAAGUGUGCAUUUGUGAUUGUGUACUCAUUCCAUUAUCAACACUGACCAAACUCUUAGAAAUAGUUGUCUUACUAAAAAGGGAGCGUGUACAAAGUCUUGAGCCAACAGAAGUCCCAUGAUUGAUGGUGCAUUUACCUUUUAUUGUGCCAUAAUAUAUCCAUGUAGAAAUGCUUUUUCUUCCUCAAACUGUAUUUAUUGCCACACUUCUCAAACUGAUCCCAGUGUAUUUUUAUAAAUAAAUAUUUUUUCUUAAAGGUA
This is a messenger RNA of Cuculus canorus (common cuckoo), 1873 nucleotides long. RefSeq names its product calponin 3 (gene CNN3). The record is from RefSeq and is a predicted model, not a curated record. The coding region runs from base 110 to 1105 and encodes 331 amino acids. Lineage: Eukaryota; Metazoa; Chordata; Aves; Cuculiformes; Cuculidae. Gene Ontology annotation, molecular function: actin binding. Gene Ontology annotation, biological process: actomyosin structure organization. The transcript has 7 exons.